Symbiodinium natans is the source of this 4239-nucleotide messenger RNA. The record is from the annotation of a GenBank genome assembly. Lineage: Eukaryota; Dinophyceae; Suessiales; Symbiodiniaceae.
AUGCCGAUUUCCUGUCGGCCACUACAAGCAUCAGCCCCGCCUCGUCUCCCGGAGGGCGCGGCCCAGGCACAUCGAGUGCAGGGGCACGCUGCAGAGCGACUACUGCGAAGCUUGCAGCAGCGGGGCUGCGAGGUCACUCCUGCAGAAGCCCAGAAGGUGCUGGCGUCUUACCAAAAAUCCCAGCAGUGGCAGCAUGCGCUGAAUGUCCUCCGAUUCCUGCAAAAUGCCGACGCCAUAAACUAUGGCGCAGCCCUCCACGCCUGUACCAAGAGCAGUAGCUGGAUGGCUGCAUCAACCCUCGUUGUGGGCAUGAAGCAGCUAACGAUGGAGGCGAACACGAUUCUGGCAAACACUUUGAUCGAUGGCCUUGCACGGCUGUCAUUCUGGGAGCAGCCAAUGGAGCAGCUGAUGGCUAUGCGACAUCAGAAUCUUCGCUACAAUCGUGCAAGCUUCGGGCCCGCCUUCUCAGCCUUCUCUUCAUCCUCUCCCUCCUCUUCCUCCUCUUCCCCUUCUUCCUCUUGGCAACACGUGCUGGCCAUGCUCGGGCUCGCCAGGCGCCUUCGCCUCCAGCCAGAUGUGGUCACCUCCGGUGCAGCUUUGCAUGCCUUGAAAAACUUGGCAUCCUGGAGAACUCCCCUGGACUUCCUCCACUGCAUGACAACCGCCGCCACGCUUCCCAACACGGUCUGCUUGACAUCUGCAGCAGGCUCAUGCCAGGACUGGCAGAAUGCUCUUGCGCUGUCUACUAGUAGAGGCCCUGGGCUUCACCAAGACGACGUUGGCCUAAGUUCCUUGGUGACGGCAUGCCACCAAUGCCACCACUGGCAAGCGGGACUUCAUUUACUCGGUCGUGGAAGGUGCAGGCCGCUCGGCGAGUGUGGCCUCUCACUCCGGAUGUCUGUUCAGGCAUUCUCCAAGCAACACUGGGAAACUUCACAGCAGCUGCUUCGCACGAUGCGGCGCCACUCGGUGCGCAAGGACAUCCUCACAUGUACAUCAUGCACUGCAUCUUGCCACACGGACGUCGCUAUGGCAUGGCCUCUGGCCAUGGAAGCAGUUCAAGCUGCCAGGAGUGAGGGGCUCUGGUCUACGCACAUGGGCUCCUGGUCUUCCAUCCUGCUGAUCUUCAGACAGCUGUGCGGUGAGGUGUGGACUCGCGCCCUCUCGUGUGUCGAGGCACUCAGUGGGGGAGAGUUGUCCACAGCAGCCCGUGCAAGCCUUGCCCUCGGCAUGGGCGAGCAGCAUUGCUCGGCAUGGGCACCUGCCUUGGCUCUUUGCGAUUCGGAGCUCGCAGAGCUCGCACCUGGCUCCUUGACCUUCAACGCGGCCCUGAUGGCGUGCCAGGCAGGCUGCAACUUUGAGCUUGGGCUGGGCCUUCUGGAACGGAUCACGCGCAUGUCCGCCCAGCCACACCUCCUCAGCACGGUCAGCACAAGCACCGUCAGUUUCAACAUCUUGCUGGGACUGUGCGCGCGGGAGCAGCUGUGGGAGGAAGCUUUGGGCCUCUUGGGCACAAUGGCAUCGCAGAAGGUGCCGCGCAAUGAAGCGACCUUCACCUCCGCCUUACAAGCUUGUGAAGCCUGUGAAGCGGAUCGGGGUCAAUGGAGUCAAUGGCAGAGAGCCCUGUCGUGGUUUCGGGACAUGAUGGAGAUUGAGCCAAUUGAGCCGACCACGAUCGGCUUCACGGCCCUGAUCACAACGUGUGGUAAUGCAGUUCAAUGGCUAGUAGGCGAUCCGGCCUCCUUUCCCGGGGACUUCGCAGGAUAUCGGCACAGCAUGUCGUGUGGCAUGUCUCUCAUUGGCUGUGAGAGAAAGUUUGAAAGUGAAGCGAGAUGCCACGCAGUGUGGUGCCUGGUCGGGGCAGGGGCAGUUAACUUCGCGGUCCUAAGGUCGGCAGAGUGCGAGAGGGCUCUGACGCUUGGCCACGUGCUGAAGGUCUACGACGCAACAAUUGCCAAGCACGGCAUCAGCUGUCAGGUGUUAUCGGUGGCUUUGGCUGUGCAUCUCAGAAUCUCUCACACGAUGAUGGCACAGGGCGGAUGCGAUGUCAAGAUCUGGCGGCCACAGGAGGCCACCGUCCAUCUCGCCGACUUGGCCAAGACUGCAGGUGUCCAAUCUACGGUCAACGCGCUAGAAAGGAUGCAUCGACAGCACCUGCAAGUGAAUGUGGUCCACUUCAAUGCCGCCAUGUCUGCGCGCAAAUCGCACAGGGGCCAGGAUGGCUGGGCGGCAGCAGUGCAAGUCAUUGACAGCAUGCAGUCCCUCGGCGUCCUGCCAAGCAUCGUCAGCUUCAACCAGCUCAUUCCUUGGCUUUCACAAGCACCUGAGUCUAUCGGCUGGCAGUGCUGGCAAAGUGCUCUUGAAGUGAUCGCGAAUGCCAGAGCAUCCAAGCUGCAGCCGACUACCUCGACCCACAACGCUGCCAUGUCUGCCUCUCGCAGAGCCUGGAAUUCAGCACUGGAGCUUCUCCGUGGACAGUUGUGCGACGGAUUGCAGCCAGACCAAGUCACCUUUGGUGCAGCCAUUGCCGCCUGUGAGGGGCAGUGGCAAUCAGCAUUGAUGUUGCAUGCAACCUGCCCGAUGUAUCGCUUGUCGCCUGACAUCGUCAGCUUCACGUCCUUGAUUCGCGCUUGUGGCAGCUGCCAGCAGUGGCAGAUGGCGAUGGCAGUAUGGGCUGAGAUGGCUCGUGUUGGGGGAGUGCCGAACGAAAUCACGUUUGGUGUGGCCGUCAGUGCUUGUGAGCAUGGCAGCCAGUGGUCCACUGCCUUGUGUCUGCUACAUGCUUUGACCGACCAGAGGCUCCUUGUGAAUGCAAUUGUCUGCAGUGCAGCCAUUAGUGCAUGUGAGAAAGCCGGCUGCUGGGAAGCCGCGCUUUUCUUGCUGUCUUCAAUGUCUUCCGUUCACGGCCUGAAGGUGGACAACCUCUGCUACAACCCCGUGAUUGCAGCUUGCGCAGCUUGCGCAGCUUGCGACACCGCCUGGGAGUUGGCUCUGGCGCUGCUGCACGGAAUGCCCUGCACCUCCCUUGUGCCGGACGAUUACACCCAGACCGCAGCCGCACCAGUUCUUGCGGCUAAAGGCUGGCGCGACUCCCUGACCUUGGCCGAGCGGUUUGGGCGCCCGUUUGGGGCCCUUUCUGGGUCUCCCUGGGAGCUGGCUUACGCAGGCAUGGCGGCCGCAGCGGCCCGCCGGCUCCAGGUCCGAGAGGCGCCCGCCCUGGCGGCGCUCCAGAGCCGCACGGGGUCUGCGGGGUCUGCGGGGUGGCGCCGGAUCCUGGACUUGGUGACGGCCUUGGUCUGCUCGCCUUCUUUACAGCUUGGGGUCGUCACAUUUACGGAAGGUGUGGCCGGCACUGCUGGGGCAUCCUCGGGCAAGUGGGAGCAGGCCCUGCAGCUUGCAGAGUGGUUGCUUCAAGAAGGAAUCGACGGAAUCGAGUCCUCGGUGAUCACGCAGAGCUCCGUCAUGGCUGCCGUCGGUGCAAACGGGGAGAAGUGGCGUAAGGCGCUGGCGAUUUUUCGGACUUGUCAGACCUCUCAGAGACUUCAGCCGGAUUCGGUGUCUUACUGCAUCCUCUCCAGCAGCUUUGGGGAAGCCGGCGAGUGGGGUAGAGCCUUGCUCUUGCACUACCGGGAGCGCACUCUGCAGACUCUGCAGUUGGCUAGUUUUCGGACAGUCAUCACAGCGUGCGAGAGGGGCUCUCAAUGGCAGUGUGGACUGGAAGUCUUAGAGUCUUUGCAGGCUGCCGGCUUCGGGGACAUCAACAGUUGCAGCGCAGCGAUCAGUGCCUGCGAGAACUGUGGAGAAUGGGAGGUUGCCUUGGAGCUUUUGAACGCCAUGCUCAGACAAGAGCUUCGACCAGAUAGCUUCAGUUGCAGUGCGGCAAUCAGCGCGUGUGCAUCCAGCGGCAAUUGGCAGGUGGCUUUGCAAUUGAUGGCAUGCAUGAGUGACUGGCAGGUCACUCUGAAUGGGAUAUGCCUGACUGCUGUUAUUAGCUCCUGCCGCGUUUCUGCCCAAUGGCAGCUGGCAUGCAAUCUGCUCCAGAGAGUCGUGCUGCACGCCUUUGAUUUUGACGAGAUUGCUUGCACAGCGAGCAUGGGUGCAUGUGGACAAGCCAGCCACUGGCAGCGUGCCAGUCAACUUCUGCCAUGGCUGAAGGGCUUCGGCCUUCACCAAUCUGAAUUCGCGUUUGGAGCUGCCAUUGGCGCUUGUGCCAAGGGUCAAGUGCACGCACAGACUUGA